Nematolebias whitei (Rio pearlfish) is the source of this 3236-nucleotide messenger RNA. RefSeq names its product N-deacetylase/N-sulfotransferase (heparan glucosaminyl) 3 (gene ndst3). The record is from RefSeq and is a predicted model, not a curated record. Lineage: Eukaryota; Metazoa; Chordata; Actinopteri; Cyprinodontiformes; Rivulidae. Bases 311 to 3031 code for a protein of 906 amino acids. Gene Ontology annotation, cellular component: Golgi apparatus. Gene Ontology annotation, molecular function: deacetylase activity; heparan sulfate N-sulfotransferase activity. The transcript is spliced from 15 exons.
CAGCAUCCGGAACACCGACACCGGAGCCCCGGACCCAGCCGCCGCCGCAGCGCCGCUCCGCCGCCCAGCAGCCCCCCAAGCCGGGGUAGGGAUAUUCACCAUCGCUUACGCCAUCUUUGCAUGUGACUCCUUUGUGAGGACCUGAAGGCGUGUACCUCGGCUGUCUUUCUUCAGUCCAGACCUCUGUUCCCUGAUAUCCAGCGCAGCUUCUUCAGUCCCCUGCAAUGGUGACAUGACGUACCCCUGAGUGGCUUUGCUCCUGUCUUGCACACAUAGACAAUCUCCAAACACCUGCACAUGCGCUUUCUAGAUGCCAGCUAAUUUCAAAACACACCCAUUUGUCUGGCACACAAUAAGUCGACAGUUCGAGAUGACAGUGGCUGUGCGAUUCCGUCGCCACUUACGUAGACUCCUGCUCCUACUGGCCUCCUGCUGCCUCCUCUCUCUUCUCCUCUCCGCCUACUUCCUCUUUACGAACUCCUCUCCUUCCAUGCACCUUGGACAAUCAGUCGAGCCUGCCUGCUCCCAGCCGCUCUCCAUGUCGCCUUACCGUCAGCUCCCGUACCCGUAUCCUCCUAACCCCCCGCACACACAUGUACAGACUGACCCGAUUGUGCUGGUGCUGGUAGAGUCGCAGUACUCCCUGCUAGGACAGGACAUUGUGGCUAUACUGGAGUCUGCCCAUUUCCAGUUCCGCAUGGAGAUUGCCUCAGGAAAGGGCGACCUUCCACCUCUGACAGAAAAAGGCCGCGGACGAUAUUCGCUCAUCAUUUAUGAGAAUCUGUUGAAAUAUGCACAUGCAGAUACGUGGAACAGACAGCUGUUGCAUCAAUAUUGUACGGAGUACAGAGUUGGCAUCAUUGGCUUCUACCGCUCCACUGAGAACUCCCCAUCUGUCCUCAAACUCAAAGGCCUGCCACUGGUGCUGAGGACCAACCAGGCCCUUUGGGACUGCUGCGUUGUGUCUAGCUCGCCUCUCCUCCACUUGACCAAACCUGGCACAGAUCGAGGGGCCUUACCUGGGGAGGACUGGACCUCAUUCUCCUCGAAUCACUCCACGUAUCAGGCUGUGCUGCAUGCACGGGCUAAAGAUGGAGCAGGGGCGGGCAGCGGAGAUAAUGCGGGGCCCGGGUUCAGUCUAGGCCUCCAGGCCACCGUGGUGCAGGACAUGGGACUUUACGACGGGGUGAGACGAGUGCUCUUUGGCCAGGGACUGGGCUACUGGCUGCACAGACUCAUCCUGGUGGAUGCCAUUUCCUACCUCACAGACAGGAAGCUGACUCUGGGUCUGGACCGGCACGUACUCGUGGAUAUAGAUGAUAUUUUUGUUGGCAAAGAGGGCACGCGCAUGAACACCAAGGAUGUGAAGGCUCUCCUUGAAACCCAGCACCAGCUGCGUUCGUACAUCUCUAACUUCACCUUCAAUUUGGGAUUCUCUGGAAAGUUCUAUCACACAGGCAUGGCGGAGGAGGAUGAAGGAGAUGAUCUACUACUGAAGUAUGUAGAUGAAUUCUGGUGGUUCCCCCACAUGUGGAGCCACAUGCAGCCUCACCUCUUCCACAACGAGUCCUCACUGCUGGAGCAGAUGGUCCUCAACAAGGAGUUUGCUCUGGAGCACAACAUCCCAGUGGACAUGGGCUACGCCGUGGCCCCUCACCAUUCUGGCGUGUACCCGGUGCACCUGCAGCUCUACGAGGCAUGGAGGCGUGUGUGGAACAUUCGGGUCACCAGCACUGAAGAGUACCCCCACCUCAAACCUGCUCGUUAUCGCAAGGGCUUCAUUCACAGCAACAUAAUGGUGCUGCCUCGUCAGACAUGUGGCUUGUUUACUCACACCAUCUACUACAAGGAGUACCCUGGAGGACCUAAAGAACUGGACAAAAGCAUCCGUGGGGGAGAGCUGUUUCUCACAGUGCUGCUCAACCCAAUGAGUAUUUUCAUGACUCACCUGUCGAACUACGGCAACGAUCGACUCGGCCUGUACACGUUUGUCCACCUGGCCUCCUUCCUUCGCUCGUGGACCAACCUGAGACUCCACACGCUCCCGCCCCUACAGCUCGCACACAAGUACUUUCAGCUUUUUCCUGAACAAAGGAACCCACUCUGGCAGAACCCAUGUGACGACAAACGGCACAAAGACAUCUGGUCUAAAGAGAAAACCUGUGACAGGUUACCCAAAUUCCUUGUUGUUGGGCCACAGAAAACAGGAACGACGGCACUUUAUCUCUUCCUGCUCAUGCAUCCCUCCAUCUCCAGUAACUUCCCCAGCCCAAAGACGUUUGAGGAGGUCCAGUUCUUCAACACCAACAACUACCAAAAGGGAAUUGACUGGUACAUGGAGUUUUUCCCCGUGCCCUCCAACGUUAGCACAGACUUCAUGUUUGAGAAGAGCGCCAACUACUUUCCCUCAGAGGAGACCCCACGGCGGACCGCUGCCCUGCUGCCCAAGGCCAAGGUCAUCACCCUGCUCAUCAACCCGUCUGACAGGGCCUACAGCUGGUACCAGCAUCAAAGAGCUCACGAGGACCGUGCAGCCCUGCAGUUCACCUUCUAUGAUGUCAUCAGUGCAGGAAGGGGGGCGCCUGCAGAGCUGCGCUCCCUGCAGAGCCGCUGUCUCACGCCUGGGCUGUAUUCUACACACCUCGACAGGUGGUUGAUGUACUACCCUCCCAACCAGGUGAUGAUCAUCGACGGCCAUCAGCUCCGAAGCGACCCUGCAACUGUGAUGGAUGAAGUGCAGAAGUUCCUGGGUGUCACUCCUCACUACAACUACUCCCAGACCCUCACCUUUGACCCUCAAAAGGGCUUCUGGUGCCAACUUCUUGAAGGAGGAAGAACGAAAUGUUUGGGGAAAAGCAAAGGAAGAAAAUAUCCUCCUAUGGAGCCCGAGGCGCGUGCGUAUCUGUCAAAGUAUUACAGGGAACACAACGUGGAGCUGUCAAAGCUGCUGCAUCGUCUCGGACAGCCCCUUCCCUCAUGGCUGAGAGAGGAGCUGCAGAAGAUAACCUUUCAGUCCAUGAGCCAGGGGUAAAGGUCAAGAUGUCAGACAUCUGGAAGCAACCAGGAGCGCCUGACCUUCACAUGCACUCUCUGUGGCCUUUUAGUGCACUCCGAGGUGAAAAAGAGUGGCGGGUGGCCUCAGCUCACCUGCAAGCUGCUGAACGGAGCAGGGGACGUGACACGAUGGACGGAUGGUCAGAAGAAAGUGCGACUAAAAAGAAGCGCCCCACUCGAAC